GACCUGUACCAGAAAAUGCUAGUUACUGAUUUGGAAUACGCUUUAGACAAGAAAGUAGAACAGGAUCUCUGGAAUCAUGCCUUUAAGAAUCAGAUCACAACACUACAAGGCCAGGCAAAGAAUCGAGCAAACCCGAAUCGGAGUGAAGUUCAGGCAAACCUAUCUCUGUUCCUAGAGGCAGCUAGUGGCUUCUAUACUCAGUUAUUACAAGAACUGUGUACGGUGUUUAAUGUAGAUUUACCAUGCCGUGUGAAGUCUUCCCAAUUGGGAAUUAUCAGCAAUAAACAGACGCAUACCAGCGCCAUAGUGAAGCCACAGUCUAGCUCCUGUUCCUAUAUCUGCCAGCACUGCCUCGUCCACCUUGGAGACAUUGCUCGAUACAGAAACCAGACCAGCCAGGCAGAGUCCUACUAUAGGCAUGCAGCUCAGCUUGUCCCCUCUAAUGGUCAGCCUUACAAUCAGUUGGCUAUCUUAGCUUCUUCCAAAGGAGACCAUCUGACCACAAUUUUCUACUACUGCAGAAGCAUCGCUGUGAAGUUCCCGUUCCCAGCUGCCUCCACUAAUCUACAAAAAGCACUUUCUAAAGCACUGGAAAGCCGGGAUGAGGUGAAAACCAAAUGGAGUGUUUCUGACUUCAUCAAGGCCUUUAUUAAAUUCCACGGUCAUGUGUACCUGAGUAAGAGCUUGGAAAAGUUGAGCCCACUUCGAGAGAAAUUGGAAGAACAGUUUAAGAGGCUGCUGUUCCAAAAAGCUUUCAACUCUCAGCAGUUAGUUCACGUCACUGUCAUCAACCUGUUUCAACUUCAUCACCUUCGUGACUUUAGCAAUGAAACAGAGCAGCAUAGUUAUAGCCAAGAUGAGCAGCUGUGUUGGACACAGUUGCUGGCCCUCUUUAUGUCUUUUCUUGGCAUCCUGUGCAAGUGUCCUCUCCAGAACAAGUCUCAGGAGGAGUCCUACAAUGCCUAUCCCCUUCCUGCAGUCAAGGUCUCCAUGGACUGGCUGAGACUCAGACCCAGGGUCUUUCAGGAGGCAGUGGUAGAUGAAAGACAGUACAUUUGGCCCUGGCUAAUUUCUCUUCUAAAUAGUUUCCAUCCCCAUGAAGAGGAUCUUUCAAGUACUAAUGCUACACCACUUCCAGAGGAGUUUGAGUUACAAGGAUUCUUGGCUUUGAGACCUUCUUUCAGGAACUUGGAUUUCUCCAAAGGCCACCAGGGUAUUACAGGAGACAAAGAAGGUCAGCAACGACAAAUACGACAGCAGCGCUUGAUCUCUAUAGGCAAAUGGAUUGCUGAUAAUCAGCCAAGGCUGAUUCAGUGUGAAAAUGAGGUAGGGAAAUUGUUGUUUAUCACAGAAAUUCCUGAGUUAAUACUGGAAGACCCCAGUGAAGCCAAAGAGAACCUCAUUCUGCAAGAAACAUCCAUGAUAGAGUCACUGGCUGCGGACGGGAACCCAGGACUGAAAUCAGUGCUGUCCACGGGCCGUAAUCUAAGCAACAACUGUGACACAGGAGAGAAACCAAUGGUCACCUUCAAAGAGAACAUUAAGCCGCGCGAAGUGAACAGAGACCAAGGAAGAAGUUUUCCUCCCAAAGAGGUGAAAUCCCAGACAGAACUAAGAAAGACUCCAGUGUCUGAAGCCAGGAAAACACCUGUAACUCAAACCCCAAGUCAAGCAAGUAACUCCCAGUUCAUCCCCAUUCAUCACCCUGGAGCCUUCCCUCCUCUUCCUAGCCGGCCAGGGUUCCCGCCCCCAACAUAUGUUAUUCCCCCUCCUGUGGCAUUUUCUAUGGGCUCAGGUUACACCUUCCCAGCUGGUGUUUCUGUCCCAGGAACCUUUCUUCAGCCUACAGCUCACUCUCCAGCAGGAAACCAGGUGCAAGCUGGGAAACAGUCCCACAUUCCUUACAGCCAGCAACGGCCCUCUGGACCAGGGCCAAUGAACCAGGGACCUCAACAGCCACAGCCACCUUCCCAGCAACCCCUUACAUCUUUACCAGCUCAGCCGACAGCACAGUCCACAAGCCAGUUGCAGGUUCAAGCUCUAGCUCAGCAGCAAUCCCCCACAAAAGCCGUGCCGGCUUUGGGGAAAAGCCCUCCUCACCACUCUGGGUUCCAGCAGUAUCAACAGGCAGAUGCCUCCAAACAGCUGUGGAAUCCCCCUCAGGUUCAAGGCCCAUUAGGGAAAAUCAUGCCUGUGAAACAGUCCUACUACCUUCAGCCCCAAGACCCCAUAAAACUGUUUGAGCCGUCAUUGCAACCUCCUGUAAUGCAGCAGCAGCCUCUAGAGAAAAAAAUGAAGCCUUUUCCCAUGGAGCCAUAUAACCAUAAUCCCUCAGAAGUCAAGGUCCCAGAGUUCUACUGGGAUUCUUCCUACAGCAUGGCUGAUAACAGAGCUGUCAUGGCCCAGCAAGCAAGUGUGGACCGCAGAGGCAAACGGUCACCAGGAGUCUUCCGUCCAGAGCAGGAUCCUGUGCCCAGGAUGCCAUUUGAGGACCCCAAGGGCUCCCCUCUGCUUCCUCCGGACCUGUUAAAGAGUCUGGCUGCCUUGGAGGAAGAGGAAGAGCUGAUUUUUUCUAACCCUCCUGAUCUUUACCCAGCUCUGCUGGGCCCUCUCGCCUCUCUUCCUGGACGGAGCCUCUUUAAAUCCUUGUUGGAGAAGCCCUCGGAGCUCAUGUCACACUCAUCCUCUUUCUUGUCCCUCACUGGAUUCUCUCUCAAUCAGGAAAGAUACCCAAAUAACAGUAUGUUCAAUGAGGUAUAUGGGAAAAACCUGACAACCAGCUCCAAAACAGAACUUAAUCCUUCGCUGGCUCCCCAGGAGACAUCACUGUACUCCCUCUUUGAAGGGACCCCGUGGUCUCCAUCACUUCCUGCCAGUUCAGAUCAUUCAACACCAGCCAGCCAGUCUCCCCAUUCCUCUAACCCAAGCAGCCUGCCGAGCUCCCCUCCAACACAUAACCAUAAUUCUGUUCCAUUCUCCAACUUUGGACCUAUUGGGACUCCAGAUAACAGGGAUAGGAGAACUGCAGAUCGGUGGAAAACUGAUAAGCCAGCCAUGGGUGGGUUCGGCAUUGAUUAUCUCUCAGCAACAUCAGCCUCUGAGAGCAGUUGGCAUCAGGCCAGCACUCCAAGUGGCACCUGGACAGGCCACGGCCCCUCCAUGGAGGAUUCCUCUGCUGUCCUCAUGGAAAGCCUAAAGAAGCAACAGCAUGGGGUCCAGCAGUUGGGGCCCAAAAGACAGUCCAAGGAGGAAGGAAGCAGCGGCGUCUGUGUGCGUGCACCGCAGGCCAGGCCCCGGCCCAGCUGCGUCCCCCGACCUCCACUGUCAGAGUGAAAUUCAAGGCAACAUGGACACAUGUGCACCAUGCACAGAAGAAAACACAACGAAGUCCAUUCUGGAAAAGGCGAAAGAAAGGAAAAUAAACUUUUAUUUGGUAUUUAUUAGAAGGAAAGAGGACUGAACAUUUUCUUGUGUAGAAACAGAAGGACAGCAUUUCUGUUAGUUCCUGGAAGAGUAAUAUUUUAAGGGGAAAUUAUGGAAACAAUCUAAAUGUCCAAUUGCUGUGCUAGUGGUAGGGUCUGUUUCUGGGAGGUCUCUCGUGUGUGUGUGUGUGUGUGUGUGUGUGUGUGUGUG
Messenger RNA from Puma concolor (puma), 3633 nucleotides. The record is from RefSeq and is a predicted model, not a curated record. Lineage: Eukaryota; Metazoa; Chordata; Mammalia; Carnivora; Felidae.